AUUUAUCUAAGCAGAGUGCACAGCGACAGUAGAAGAUGCACAGAGUCAGCCUGCCAGAAUCAGGGAGACAUCCAUGGGAAUUAACAGAAGCUCCAAGCUUACUUAGAUUUUCUGUCUUACUGGGCUUUACAACUAAGACUCUUCAAAUUGAAACUCUGGCAAAAAGGGAAUACAUCAGUGGAAACUCCUGUCAUCACUCAGAGCACAUGUAAGUAUUCAGUUUGCUGUUUUUUUUUAACAAGAAACCCAAUAUAGUUUGUUUAAUUUAAGGUCAAUUCUCUGUGUUGAUAAAGACCAGAUCAGAGACGAUAAACUGAUGAAGGAUUUCAGGUUCUCUUGGUCCAUGACAGGGAAACAUAUGCCUGUCUGAAUCUAUACCAGGAAUAUUGAUUUAUCUCUUAAAAUGUACAGUAUAAUAUAAAUUUGAUACACAGACGGAGCCAGAUGUUCAUUUUACAGCAGUUUGAAAGUUCAUAGGAGAUCAUUAACAGAACCUGGGAAAUCCCUGCUACAAUUCAAUAUUUUGGCAGCUAUGUCAACAAAAAACUUUUGACUCAUCAAUGUGCCGGUGGUUGUAUUUACUGUAUUUCAAUCUACUGCUUUUGCAAGAAUUAAAAAUUAUCUACUUUUGUUUUUCAGAAAAAUCCCGCAGAAUGUUUCCUGAGCUGGAUUACGUCUACCUUAAUGGACUAUGAUCGCACAACACCACUGAGGAUUAAGAGAGACAUCAUCGUAUGAUACUGUCACCUGUCUACUUCACACCAAACUCCAGCCUCAGUCAGCCUCAACCAACUCAAACUCUUCUCCACAAGCAUCUUAUAUCCACAGCCCACUGGGAUCUCUUUUGCAGGAACAGGGAGCUGGAGGUUGAACACAGGGGUCACAAGUCAGGGGUCAGGGGUUUGCUGGGCUGAGGGGCAGAACACAGAUCUCUAUUUCACAUUUCAGUAUGUUGUUCAUUGAUCCCCACUGUAUUUUACGAUAAUGCGCAAAUGGAUGCUGACAUGGAGCCUUCAAAAUCUAAUCUCGGGACUGUACCUGCAUGCAAUCUUCCUGUUUGGCAGUGUGUGUGUGGUCUACAGUGACUGCCCUCCAGAGCAACGUGCUGCCAUUAUGAACUGCUCCAGACAUGAGCGCCACACCAGGAACUAUGACUACAUGGAGGGAGGAGAUGUGCGCAUUCGACAGCUGUACAGUCGCACGCAAUGGUUUCUGACAAUUGAUGACUUUGGCAACAUCAAUGGGACUCAAGACAAAACCAACUGCCACAGUAAGGAUGACUCUUUCUGUCUUACCAUACUCCAGAUGGUUUAACUAUGAGCUCAUCUGCAUGUGUUAAAAUGAAAAGAGAAGUCAUUUAUCUGUUACCAAAUAUUUCGGGAAUUCAUACAGAGACACUUUCCUGUUGUUAUUCUGCAGUGUUUGUGAAGUUCCUACUCAGUCAGUGGUUGUUUGUCAAUGUGACAAAAAGCACAUGGAAGGUGUCCCUGUACAACUGCUCUUCACAGUGUAAUCAAGGUGCUAAUGGGUCAUGUGUCUCUGUCAGAGUGGGCUAAGUGACAGCGCUAAAGUGAAGCAGGUGAAGGCUUUGGCUUGUUAACCAUAACACCAUCUAAACACAGGCAGUAAUUAAGUAAUCUGAUGCAUCUCAGAGACGAAUUGGUGCCAGAUCUCUAUGACCGCAAACUCACAAUGGCACAGACCGGUAGUAUUAUGGCCUGAUUUUAACUCUUAGAUAUAAGAUAUUAGGACCAAGAAUUUGCAAAAUCUUGGAAAUGGAAAAAAUGUUACUGAUACUCUGGUGAGGGACAUUUUACGUAGACACAGCCACAAUACUGUGCAGUCCAAAACCACUAAUUCAUAAAACUGAGAGAAACUACUAUAACUUCCUGGCUUGUUAUGGCAAUUUUACUGAGUCAACAGUAAAUAUUAUUGCUACAAUACAGCCAAUAUUUCUAAAAUUCAUGUUUAUAGGACUACUGAAUAUCUCUGUCAUGGUGAGGAUGUUUAGACCGGUUAUCAUUUCCUCCUAUCGGGCAAUGUGGCUGUGGCUGGAAUGUGAGCUUAACAGGGAAACGCAUCAAAGUUGAUGGGAAAGAUGCUUGUGCAAUCACUGGCAAUGAAAGAUGGGAAAGCACACAGCAGUAUGACUAAUAAGCCUUUAAACACACUGGCUUCCUGCAUAUGUAUGUCUAUAAAUUCAGUGAGUGCAGAGAACAAACCGUUCUGAAAAAGGUUAUUGUAUGAUACAUAUUUCUUUCUUUUUUUUCCACAAACAGAGAGAGAGCAAAAGAGGAGACCAAAAUGAGAAACUUUGAGCUGCAUUAUUUUUGGCUUCCACAUUCCUUGUGCCUCUGAAACAAAAAUAUAGGCUUCCUUCCCAGCACACUCAUGUCUUGCAUCAAACAUUUCUUCUCUUAUUUUAUUUCAUUUAAAAGUAUUUCUUGGAUCACCAGUGUCUGCCAACCUGGGUUUGUUUUGUCUUUAGAGAACUAAAAUAUCUUAUUCCGGUAUUCGAGGUAUUGCAGUUUGGUUUACUUUCUGAUAGAGUGCUAGACAUGUAAACAAACCCUCAAAGUACACCAUGAAAGAUAACAGAUUCACUUCUGACAAAGUAGUAAAAGAUAAUUACUUACAUGUGUCGUCGGUUUGUGUGACAGACCAUGGCAUGGCUUUAUUUCAGCGGAACCAGAAUGUGAUAAUUAUAUCAAUUAAAAGUUGUGUUUAGCCACUUGAAAGCACAAAUAAACAACUUCCUAGUGGUUUGUCAACAAAUUAGGAACCAAAGCCCGACAACUGGAAAACAGGGACUUUAAAACAUUGGUAUAGUACAAGUGGGUACUUAUACCUUUUUAAUGGCUUGGAUGUCUUUUCAUCCCCUGUCUUCCCUCUUUGACAGGCAGCUUCCCAAACCCUGUGUUAAAUGAUCUCUGUGUAAAAUCUGCUUGCCCUCCUGUUAUUGUCAGAGUUGCAUUCUGCCAGUGUGAUUCUUUGAUUUGUGUAACUUAUAUAUCAUAUUGUGUGUUUUCCAUUGUUGUUCUCCCACCUUAUUGAGUAUAUGGAGAUCUUCUAGGUUAUUUGAACCUGAGAUAAACUCGAGUGACACUGAGAAAAGUUUCCACCUUCUAAGUCUCUGACUGAGACAUAAUAGAGCUGGUGUCAGAUUCAGCCAAAUAUAAAAUAUUGACUGUUUUUAUCCCUGCAUUUAAAUUCACUGUUGAUCGAUAAAUGCGAAAGUUGAUUCCAUGUCAUCCAGUUCAGAUGUGUUUUGUUCAAGCGUAGACAUGUUACAUUUGACUUUAAAGACGGGGCGACUAGAAAAUCCCUACAUGAAUUUGCACGAAAUUAAACAUUGUCAGAGGAAAAGAGAGUUCAUAUUUAUACUUAUCUAUUCUACCGUUCAUGACGCAGUAUUCCUGGAAGGCCGUCUGACACAUGCUUUCCACUGAAGAUAAACAUUAGUUUCACAAUCAAAAAGCAGGAUUAGGGAUUACCCUUACAAAGUUUACUUAACCAAGGGCUGGAUCAGGGAGUGAUAACAAAUCUCUUCAAGCUGAGGUUAGUCUAAGAGGCCAACCACAUCACAGCCAAAUGUUUACAACUAAUGUAUAUGUGAAUGCUUAAGUGUAUGUGUGAUGUGAAAUGUAAUCCAUCUUUCCCAGGUAGGCCUUAAAUCCAGAUGUUGCAUGUAACAUCGUAUGGCUUUAAACAUCACUGUAACACAAAAAUUAAUGAUACAAACCUAGGACUAGGAGUAGUGAACAUGCGCCUACAGGUGGUACAAGUGUAUGAUGUGAAGAAAUUGUCAAAAUAACUCUAAAUGUAAAGAGUUUGUGCAUGUAGUGAAGCUGUAAAAGUUUCAAUUUGAUCUUUGACAUUUCCUCCUCUUUGAAGUCAUAAUAAAUAAUAUCAAGCAGGGUAAUAGAAAGCAGGGGUAACACACAGUCAAAGGGCAGUAAUAUUAAGUUAAAUAUCAAGUGCAAGCAGAGCACAAACAACAUUCCAAGAUUGGGAGACUGCCAUCUGUUUGUAAUCAAAUACCAAAAGUACCGCACGCUCAAUGUCAGUCUGAAGAGCUUUAAUAGAGUUCUUCCCUUUUUCUCUGCCUGUCACACAGCAUAAUUCAUGCAGUAUGUAAAAAUGAAAGAUAAGGAUAUGGUACAACAUUAGAACCUAAUAUCUCUACCAUUUUUUGUCUCUAUAUGUAUACAUUUGUGUUAGUUCUAUGGUUCUAUGUUUUUGAUUUCCUAGUUAAUGUUAUAGAUUCCCAGACGAAAGAAUUACAGCAUAAAUCAUAUUUAUGAUCUGUGACCUGCAUCAGUUUGAUUAUAUGAACAAAAUGCAUUUUAACUCAACAGUCUUUGAAGAAAAGUUAUAGGCACCUAGAGUGUCAAAGGAACUGAAAACGUGUAUAAAUACCUGUUAUCGCUACAGAAAAUAGUCUUGAUUUCUCCUAGUAGAUUUAUAAAUGCUAUAGUAAAACAAUCAGCCAUUGAAUAUUUAAAGAUAUGACUAAGUGGAGUAUUUCAAAAAGGCACAAAGAUCCAAACAACAACAAAAAAAUACUGCUCCUACUCUCCCACAGAUUUGAAGAGCAGGCUCAAAACGUAGCGUGCAAAGCCCAUGCAAGGAGGCAGUUUUCUCAAUCCCAGGAGAGAGAGGCCUAAUCUGUCUCCCACAUGUGCUAUGGCAUAGGUUGUGGUUUGUGUAAUGGCCACCCAGGCCAGUUAACAAGACUUGAAUAAAGCCAGAGAGACCACAGACUGAUUAAUCACAGGAACUUCCAUCCCAUUUGUUAAUGAAGAUGAAUGUUGAUCGCGGAGUGGAGCUGGGGUGAAGACUGGAUGUCAAUAGAGUCUUGUCUGUCCCACAAUAUGUCUUACCUGUCUGUCUGACUGUGUGGCAGGUAUCCUGGAGAUCAGGACAGUGUCUGAGGGGGGCAUCCUGGCCAUUAAAGGAGUGAAGAGUCAGUAUUAUAUCUCCAUGAACAAGGCUGGACAGCUGCAAGGAAAGGUAAUAUUUUCCUCAGUGAGAAAAGUCAUGCACUGUUUUCACUUUAAGCACUCAAGCUGAAAAAAAACAAUAUUUGCCAAACAUCCAAUUUGAAAAAUAUAGACAAAAGCUCAUAAUGAGGAUAAAUGAAGGUCGUAUUGUAUUAAUUAAGUGAUAUUUAUCUUUUUCUUUCCAGAGGAACUACAAUGAAAACUGCAACUUCAAGGAAGUUUUUCUAGAAAACUACUUCAAUGCCUACUCCUCUGCAAAGUGGACUAAAAACGGCAAAGAAAUGUUUAUUGCCCUUUCUCAGAAGGGAAGGCCGAUGCGAGGGAAGAAGACACGCAGGGAGCAUGUAGCAUCUCACUUUAUCCCCAUAAAGUGUAGAGAAGAGGAAAGGAGGGUCGACUGAAGAAGGGGGCUACUAAUUGCAAACUGUAUAUUAUUUCAAUCACAUAUUAUAUAUCAGUUUACACAUAUAAACUCUUUACCAACACCACACUCCAAUCUCCUCCAGUCUGAUUUCUUAUAUAACUUUUUAUUGUUUUCAUUUGAACUCAACCGUUAUCAGAUGGGCAUGUUGAAGUAUUCCAAACAGAUACGAGAAAAUGGUGAGAUAUUUGAAAGAAUUGGAUACAACAACUAUAAAACCACUAAAUGUUAUUGUUGUUUUGAGUAUUAUAUUAUAUUUCCUUAAAAAACAUUUAAGUAUUUUCUUAUAAAACAGUAAAAGUGUUCUACCCACAGUCAGGACUACAUCCUUAUCCAAAGAUUUACACCCUGCUGAAAGAGAAGAGCUGUGAUGAUCAGCAGGACGGUUCAGAGGAGAGAACUGGCUCGACCACGUUGUCCUGAAGCAAGCUGGACUUGUGUUUUUCAUGAUACAAGAGCUCAGAGCGCACAGAACGAAAGCAAGGUGUAUCAAACUAGUACUUUCAGUCAAGUUACUAUGUAUAUUUAGGACAAUCAGUGUGUGACUGAUAUGUUUACUCUGGUAAAAUGCAUUUUAGCUGUUUACUGAUUCCCUCUUUAUUAUCAAAGUGUGAUUCUGAAAUGCUAAAAUAUGCUGCUGCUGAAGAAGAAAUAACCACAUUAAAAUACAAAGUGAACAACUUAAA
Molecule: messenger RNA, 6110 nt
Organism: Xyrichtys novacula (pearly razorfish)
Lineage: Eukaryota; Metazoa; Chordata; Actinopteri; Labriformes; Labridae
Source: the annotation of a GenBank genome assembly